GAGAAUACGAAAGCCGUAAUAGGCGAGAUAUCGAAUAUGCUACAAAUAAUUUUUAACCAUUUAUUCUUAAAAUUUUACUUAGGCAAGUGGGAGCGUAACAUUUCCCUUAUUCAAAGUAAGGCUUUCCAUCGAUGUAACUAACUCACCAGUUGAAGAUUUAUCUAGGGUUUAAAUCAAAUCUAAAGUUUCCCAAUUUUCAGAACUCUGGAUUUAGAAUUUCUCCAAAUCUCCAAUCCUAAUUCCCUUAUUUCUUCCUCAAAUGCUUGCAUCCGUUCUUCAACCGCAAUAAAAGAAGGUAAGUUUUCAGCCUUCAAUUCUCUCUGUUCUUUUCUAUUGAUAUGAAGAGCAAUUGAACAUGAAAGAUGGUGGUUUCGAGAAUAAAAAAGAACUAGAAAAUUCGAAAAAUCAAUCAAAGUCUUCCAAAUUCUAUAUCAAAAGUGAUGACUUUGCCCUUGCAAUCGCGAAGGUUGCCGUUGCACAAGUAUGCGAAAGCGUCGGGUUUCAGAGUUUCCAAUUUGGUACAUUUAUAACCUAGGGAAAACUUCGAAUUUUAAUGCUAAUUUGGCCGGGAGAGUGGAAGCGAAUGUGUUUGAUGUUAUUCAAGGGUUGGAAGAGUUAGAAUCAGGUUUAGGAUUUGCUGGUGCAUCUGAUGUUAAUCGUUGUGUUGCCAAUUUGGGGAUUGUUAGGGAUAUUGUUCACUUUUUCGGUGAUGGGGGUGAUAUAACAUUUGCUUAUGAAGUUCCGUGGUUUCCGGUUGUUAAAGAGUGGAAGAGAAUUGGGAGUUUUUGGGAAAAAGGGGAAGACCCUCAUGGGGAGCAUAUUCCUAGUUGGUUGCCAGCCUUUCCUGAUCCUGAUACUUAUGCUACUCAAUCGAGUGUAGGGAAUGGUACAAUGAGUGCUUCCAAUGAAGUGAAGAAUGGGAGGGUUGAGAGGAAGAUAGAGCGACCAUUGCUGAAUUUUCAGCAGCAAUUUGCUCAUAAUGGUAACGAAGGGGGUUCUUCUCAUGUUGGUGGAGGUAAGGGUAAAGCAAAGGAAGCUUCUAAUAGCAAUCCUUAUCUUGCUGCACCUCUGCACUUUGGGGAAAAAGAAGUACAUGUAUCACCAGUUCUUCUUCCGGCUAAGCUUUCAAAUGAAGUGAAUUUGAGAAACCUUGUUCCAGAAAAUUGUUUUGUAGGAAAUCAAGUUUCUGUGCUGGAGACAUUUGCUCCUGCUAUUGAAGCAAUGAAGAGUGGGAUAUGUGAAUAUGGCAAUGGACAGAAAAAUGUCCUUUAUAGCCAGAGGCCUAUGGUGCAUUUUAAAAUUGGAAUUGGAAAGAAGCCUUUAGGCACUGCACCAGAUUUCAAUUCCAAGAACAAGGAUCUUGAGAAGAUCGUUUGAAAAUGAUAAUGAAAAGGAAGACAGGAAGAGAAGAGCAGAAAAAAUUCUGAAAGAAUCUAUAGAAUUCUCUCACGAACUAGGUCAGUUGUAGCUUUAAAAUAGGUUUGUUACCAUUCUCUGUUGACUUUCCAAAGCUGGAUAAGUCUCCUACUUUGGCAACUUUCUUGAGUAUGCUCGGAAAGUAGCCAGGAUAGAAAUUUGUGAGGGCAUGAAUUUUUUUUUAAUUGAAAUUCUUGUUUCUUCUUUUGUUGUCUUAAA
This is a messenger RNA of Gossypium arboreum, 1635 nucleotides long. RefSeq names its product transcription initiation factor TFIID subunit 8-like. The transcript has a single exon. The record is from RefSeq and is a predicted model, not a curated record. NCBI's taxonomy places the organism in Eukaryota, Viridiplantae, Streptophyta, Magnoliopsida, Malvales, Malvaceae. Bases 484 to 1377 code for a protein of 297 amino acids. Gene Ontology annotation, cellular component: transcription factor TFIID complex.